This is a messenger RNA of Culex quinquefasciatus (southern house mosquito), 740 nucleotides long. RefSeq lists its product as uncharacterized. Lineage: Eukaryota; Metazoa; Arthropoda; Insecta; Diptera; Culicidae. The transcript has 4 exons. Bases 189 to 590 code for a protein of 133 amino acids. The record is from RefSeq and is a predicted model, not a curated record.
UACCCUUUCAAAAGGGUAACUCUCUUUGCAACAAGUACCACUAGCGCCGCCCUGGUUUCUAAAUUCGGUACUUAAAUCUGUUUGACGUUUUGGAUCGUGCUCGUGCGUGGUGCGUGUUUUUCAAGUUUUCCAAGUUUUUCUUAAACUUUUAGAGUUGUUCCUGAAGAUUUUGGCCCCUCCGGUGGACCAUGCGCUGCACGAUCGAGAGGUUAACUAGUUUCCCGAUUGCCUGGAGUUCCGGAUUAACUUUUUGGGUGUUUCCUUUGCAACCACGACGUCUAACGGCCGAGUGCAAAAAACUUCCGUUGAUUGGCGCUGCUGGAGGUAGCGAAACGGGACCUGCAGAACCAGGGGCAGAACCCGAACCGGAAACGAGCGCAGAAUCAGAGCCAUCGACCGCCACCGGAGCCCGCUACGGAACUAUAACCGGAAAGCACCUGCUUCGGAACCAUCGGCUGAACCAGGACCGCAUCCAAGGCCCGAGGUGCCUUCCAAACCGGAACCGGAAAGCACUUCCGAGCCGGGAUCAUCCUCAGAAAGUACCUCGGAACCAGAAUACAGAAAGCGGAACUCAAAUCCAAGAUGAUUAAGCGUGCCACCGGAGACUCCCGCCCACCAGCGAGCAAGAACCCGAGCUAACAUUCGAGCUGGAGCCCAAAUCGAAACCCAAAUCAAUGCCGUCCUCUGAGUCGGAACCCAUGGCCGAAAUCACGGCCAAACCCAAACCAAAAACCACCAAC